AUGGAAUACCCUGUCCCCUCUGGGGUGAAGGUCAUCCCCUCCGAUCUUCUUGAUCUCCGCCCCGAUGCCGAGAUCGACGUUGAGCUGCAGAACCCACCUCCGGUGACAGGGGUUAAGAACAUCUGGUUCUUCUGGCACUCAGGCUACACACACAUGCACCCAUACAGCCAACGCAACGUGCGGGCCUGGCACCGCCGGUUCAGCAAGCAUGGGUGGACGGUGCGCGUGAUUGACCGACAGCCCGAUUCAAAGAGCAACAUCUCGCAGUUUCUCGAUCCCGCCGAUCCGAGCCUGUUCCCGCGCGCGUUCGCAGAGGGAACCAUCACCGGCACGUACGGUCUACAACACACCUCGGAUCUGGUGCGGUGGCCGCUGCUGCUGCGCUACGGCGGCGUCUACGCCGACGUGGGGAUGAUGCAGAUUGGCGAUCUCGACCGGCUAUGGAGCCAGACGGUGGCGGAUCGGUCAUCUCCCUACGAGAUCCUCACGUACAACACGGGGGGGGUAGAGGAGCGGUCGCUGACGAAUUAUUUCCUGUGCGCGAUGCCCGAAAAUGCUUUAUUCGCGCGGUCGCAUCAACUUCUUCUCGCUCUAUGGGCGGCUGACGGCGGCAAGACCAGCACCGAAGGGAUGCACGCUUCUCCGUUGUUAAGAGAGCUGCCCCUGAUGGGCGGGGCGUUCACCAUCACCGAAGACGACGGAACGGUCAUCGAUGCAGAAGAGACAAGCCGUCUGCUCACAGACUACAUCAUCCAGGGCCAGGCGAUGACGCUGGUGAUGGGCUUGGUCGACGCCGCGGAGGGAUGGGACGGUCCGACCUACGUAGCGGAACAUGUCUACGCGAUCGAGUUCAUGGAGGGAUCGCAACUGAUCAACCAGCUCACGGACUGGGACGGGCAAAAGGCGUUCGAUCUCAUGUCGUUACGCAUGCCGGAAGAGCAAGGAGAAGAAUCCAACGAGCAACGACAGGCCCGCGCUAUCGUCGAAGGCUGCCUAUCCCGCAGCUUCGGGUUCAAGCUUGCCCAUGGCCUGAUUCUACGAGUUCACAAGGCGACGCUCGGUUCGCUAUGGCGCGAUCAGCCUGGCUCUGACAUCGUGCCGGGGACGUACGCGGCCUGGCUACGGUAUGGAAUCGUGCAUUGGGCUCCAGAGUAUAUUGCCCCGAGGUUGCCUUUUACUGUACUUCCGCCUAUGAAGGUCGGGAAUUUAUUAGAAUAG
This is a messenger RNA of Penicilliopsis zonata CBS 506.65, 1218 nucleotides long. RefSeq lists its product as hypothetical. Gene Ontology annotation, molecular function: glycosyltransferase activity. Bases 1 to 1218 code for a protein of 405 amino acids. The transcript has a single exon. The record is from RefSeq and is a predicted model, not a curated record. NCBI's taxonomy places the organism in Eukaryota, Fungi, Ascomycota, Eurotiomycetes, Eurotiales, Aspergillaceae.